GCGCUCGCCGCUCGGCCCCUUCGACUAUGAGCUGCUGCUGCUGCGCCGCAGCGCCCGCAGCGGCUUCAUGCCCGGCGCCCACGUGUUCCCGGGCGGGCUGGCGGAACCGGCGGAUUUCUCCGCCGAGUGGCUGGGGCUGCUACCCGCCUCGCCGCACUACGGGCUGGGCGCCGUGAAGCCGCCGCCGCCCGGAGGCAGCCGCGCCCCGCUCUUCGCCACCGACAGGGAGGGCCCGAGCUCGCAGCUGCCGGGGGAAGUCGCUUUCCGCAUCUGCGCUCUCAGGGAGACCUUCGAGGAGGCGGGGAUCCUGCUGGUGGUGCCGGGGCGCGGGCCGGCCCCGCCGCUGCCCGCCGAGCGCCUGCCGCCCGCCGCCGAGCUCGGGGCGUGGCGGCGCCGGGUGCGGGAGGACGCGUCCUGCUUCCUGCGGCUGUGCCGGCACCUGGGCUGCGCGCCCAAUAUCUGGGCGCUGCACGAGUGGAGCAACUGGCUGACACCCGUGGGCAGGGCCGGCCGCGGCGGCCGCCGCUAUGACACGGCUUUCUACCUGUGCUGCCUGGAGGAGCGGCCGCCCCACGCGUCGCAGGACGACCAGGAGGUGACAGCCGUCCUGUGGUCAUCACCUCCAGAAGCCAUCGAACGUUUUAAGUCUCAAGAGAUCUGGUUUCCUCCACCUCAGUUUUAUGAAUUCUGCAGGCUGUGCAACUUCUCUUCCCUGGGGGAGCUGCAGAAGUUCAGCUCCGAACGCGCUCUUGAGGGCUGUGAGCGCUGGAUGCCGGUGAUGCUGAGUGCUGCAGAUGGACUCAUCCAGCUGCUGCCAGUAGUGAUAAGUGACACACAGGAGAUAAUCAUGGAAGUCGUGCUGUUAAAGGUUGAAGAUCCAAGUUGCUUUUGGAUUGCCAUGAAACAAUGCGUCGGGGAGCUCCUCAGUGACACUGUCUAUGAAAACCUGAACACUGAAAUGAAACACUUUUAUAACAAAGAUGCAGAUGAAAUAAAAGGAGAAGAGGUAGAAAAAGGCCAGGUUUAUGUGAUUUUCAGUGAGGAGCUCCAGUGCUGGUGUAGGGCACUGGUUGAGUCAGUCCAGUGCCGGGCAGAUGGUUACCAGCUGAGAUGUUUCCUUGUGGAUUAUGCCAAGUACUGUUCUGUUGCAUCAGAGAACAUUCGAGUUUUAGCAGGAGCGUUUGCAAAGAUCCCACACAGAGCAAAGAAGUGUCGGCUGCACUGCACGAAGCCACUGACUCUGCAUAUUGACUACUGUGAAAACACUGCCAAAAUAGGACCAGCCAAAAGAUGGGAUACUGCUGCUAUCCAGCAUUUUCGAAAACUUCUUGAAGAGGCUACCGAAAUUAAAGCCACAAUACAGGCAGUAGAAGAUAAAGUGUUAGAGGUAUUUCUUUUUGUGACUAUAAGAGAUGAAAAGAUCUGUGUUAAUGAUGAUCUGGUUGCAAAGCACUUUGCUUAUUACAAGGAAGCUGAAGGGACUGCAGGGGGUUCUGCAGAUGAUUCUGAUGAUGAAGUGUCCUUAAAUGCUGAGUGUGUUCCAGUGGAGUUUGUUGGUCCUACAUUUCUUGCCAGGCCUAAACUGCCCUUUGGGGAGGAGGUGUCACCACAUCUUGAGCCAGAUCUUGCUGGUUGUAAUUCUGUUCUUCAGAAGAGAUCCCAAAGGCCACACACGGUUCUAAAGGACAAAACUGUGCCUGUGGUCAGCAUGGUGCCAGCUGUACCUUCCAAGGAAGAUAAAGCAGUUCAAACAGAGAGGCUUCCACAGUUCUUAAAUCCCGAUUCCCUCCAGACACACACAGUGGAAGAUGACCAACAGAGUUGUAAAAGAGUUGGGAAAGAAGAAAACUUUGUAUUCCUGAGCAAGAAAAUCGAGCCAUCAUCAGUUUUGGAAACAGCACCGCUUUUUGAUGGUCUGAAAAAGGAACUUGUUUGGAACAAGUUUUCAGGCCCUACCUUCACCGAGUCGUAUUGUUGGCCACCAGUAGCUCAGGGAUGUGAUGUCAUUGCCAUCUCUCAUCAGGGAAAUGAUCCCUUAUUAUAUAUUCCACCAGUUCUUACACUUCUGCAGUUGGAAAGUGACUGCCAAGUCUUGCCAGACAUGAGUGGACCCCUAGCACUGAUUUUAUGUCCUGGAUGGAAGAAGGCACAACUUGUUUUUGACCUGCUGAAAACAUACGGGAAAGGUGGCAGACGCCUUCAUCCAGUGCUGGUAAUCCUUGGGCAGAACAAGGAAGCAGCCAGCCAAGUGGAAAUUCAAGGCUGUGAAGUAGUAGUGACUACACCAUUCAACCUCCUGAGACUGCUGGAACACAACACUAGGUUUUUGUGUAGGCUUUGCCACCUUGUUCUUGAUGAGAUUGAAGUGCUGUUCUCUGACACUACUGAACAGGUGUUUACUAUACUGGAUUGUUACAAGAAAGCCACUGCUCAGGCACAGGGAGGUCUUCCACAUCAGAUCAUUGCUGUGGGAACUCAGUGGAAUAAACACAUCACACCCUUGAUAAAGGAGUUCAUGAAUGAUCCUCACCUUGUGAUAACAGUUAUCGAAGAAGCUGCCCUCUUUGGAAAUGUGCAACAGGUGGUGCAGCCCUGCAUGAACAGCAGCAGAACUGCUGAGUUACUCAAAAUCCUGGAUUUUACCCAGAGGAAUCUUCAGAAAGUGCUGGUAUUCACUGACUCAGUAACUGAAGUAGAGAUGAUUCAUAAGGCACUGAAGAGCAACUCAGUAGUUUCCUUGAAAAAGCAUAAGGAGAGCAAGUGUAAUGCUAAGUGUGUCUUGGAGAGGUGGAGAAAAAUGCACAGUUCUGGCACUCCUGCUGUGUUAGUUUUAACAGAUGACUGCCUGCAGUCCUUGGGAAUCAGAGAUGCAACUUGUGUGAUCCAUUUCAGUUUCCCAUCUCCAGGAGUCUUUGAGCAGCGCCUGCAAAGCAUGAGUGACGAUUUCUGCGCUGGGAUAAAGGAUUCUGCUGUAGAUGAGGAACAUACUAAGGCCAAGUCAGUCAUUCUGCUGGCAGAGAACAGUUUCUGUCAUGCACCUGGGAUUCUCCACUAUUUGAAGCGUGCAGAAGCUGAAAUUCCAGAAGAAUUCUGUGAUUUGACUGCCAAGGUGCUGGAAUCUGAGGAAAAUGAGAAAUCUUCAAGGCCUUUGUGUGCUUCCCUUAAAACCUUUGGGAUUUGCAGGAACAGAACAGAGUGUCCAGAUCGCCAUCAAAUCAGUUUCUCGAUAGACAUGGCCCAGAAUAUCGCAGCUGAGAUGGUAGAAACACCUGAACGUGUGACAAUCCUGCCUCUCUUCAUUAUACAUGCAACAAACUACUUUGGUCGAAUAGUCAAGAAACAAAAGGAUCAAUAUACAGUUCUUGCUAAAGAAAUGAAUGAUUAUUUCAAGGUCCCGGAACAUAGGAUAUCCGUUAACACCGUGGAGAAGUCAGUGUACUAUGGGUUACAUGAGGGAGCCAAUUACCACAGGGUUCAGGUGGUAGAGACUCCCGCAAAAGAUGAAGAAAACAUCUGUAAGGUCACAAUUAAAUAUAUAGAUGAAGGCAGGACAAGUCAAGUUAAUAGUGAUCAGCUGCUUCACUUACCUUCAGAGUUUCAGAGUCUGCCACCUCAGGCUGUGGAAAUUGUAGUUUGUAGAGUAAAACCCAUAGAUAAUGAAGUUGAAUGGAAUCCAAAGGUGACUGACCACAUUAAUCACAAAAUUAAAGGAAAACUUCAUCAUGCAAAAGUGGUGCAUACCUUGGGAAGAACAGUUUGGGUUGACCCAAUGGUUGGGGUUACCAAUCUUCCCACAAUGAAGAUGUGGAUCAAUGAGUACAACAUUCGAGCUGAGAUUUUGUCAACGGGUUUGGGAACCGACAAUCCUGAACAUGUAGGAGAAAUUCAGAAGCUGUGCAGACAGAUAGCAGUUUUGGAUCAUGCACAGAGCUUGGAGCAUUUACCUGCUAAACCUGAGACUACUGUUGGAAAAUCUGGAAAACUUGGAACUUCAGUACAGGCUUUGUUAGUAAGAAGCACAAAAGAGGACACAGCUGGUGCAGAGGAGGCGUCCAGUCCACAGGAUACAUUGAUACAGGAAAAUUCUGCUGGAAACUGUAGCAGUUCUGUGGGUCUUCCAGGCAAUGAUGUAGUACAAGCAAAAGAAGCAGAAGACUCGACUGUGCAUCAGCAGAAAAGCUGUCAUCCGCAAAUCAAGUGGCUUCAAGAUAAAAUGACUGUGACGCUGAAGGUACAAAUACUGAGGGCAGCUGACAGUAAAUGUGAGUUCUCUAGAGAGAAGGUGGCUUUCAGUGCUUAUUCAGAAGGGAAACUUUAUGUGGCUGACCUGGAGCUGUAUCAGUCAGUAAUUGCAGAGAAGUCAACAUGUGUGAUUAAGGAUACAGAAGCUGUGAUUUUACUGGUAAAGGAGAAAAAAGGAGCAUGGUGCAAAUUACUGAAGAACAAGAAUGUUCACGUGUCCUUAGAUUUUGAACACUGGGAAGAGUCUGAAGAUGAAGGGCCUUUUACAGUUGGUACUGCAAAACUGAGUUACCCUCCUGCAGGAUCUGAGGACUGGUUUGAGUCCUCAGAAGACAGUGAUACAGAAAGUGAUGAAUAACUGGGAGAGAAAUUCCUUUCUCCUCUGAUCAGAAUUGUAUUAUUGUUAAUUAAACGGUGUAAUUGUUGAUUAUUGAGUUGAUAGAUGCUGUAAUUAUGGUUUGUUCAUGUAACUGUUAAUUGAAAACAUUAAUGCCCUUAGAACCUGACUGUGGCUGUGUUUAAUUAUAAUCUUCACCUGAGAACAGGUACUGGCAAAGCUGUACCUGGUGUAAGAACACUUAAGAGCUGAUGUAAUCUGUAUUUUGGUCUUGGCUCUGCAUCCUGAUGACAACAGAAAUUACCAACUUGAAAAAAAAAACCAAACCUGCAGAGCAGAUGGCCUUUGCUUGUUCCAUUCUUUGACUUAAUCUCUAAAUACAUAAUGGAAGAUUUUUUUUUUGUUUGUUUUUGUUUUGUUUUGUUUUUUUUUUAAUGGUAGAUUAGUCUCUAGUGGGCUAUUUAAGAGAUGUACCUCUACUUUUUGUUUAAGAAACAAGGCUUCUUCUGUGAAAUAGAAGCAAAAAGUGGGUUUAGCCAUGCAUUCUUAGCAGCUGAAAGUCCCAGUCUAUAAAGAACAGCGUAAAAAACACCAGCAGUAUGUCAAGAAUAUUCUUCUGCCUCAAGCACGUUUUCAUGAAGGAGAGUGUUCCUGGGGCCUUGCAUAAGUGCAGUUGCAUUUUGGAACUUAUGUGGACUUCUACCCUUCUCCUGCACUAAGGAACUCGGUGAAAUAAUUUUCCUGUGUUUUGAAGCCUUCCCUAACGAGGACAUUGAGGGAGUGACAGGGUGGAGGAGCAGAAGAGAGGAAGGGGUGUCAUGCAGACUCUGUCAGAAGAGGGAGAUUGUAGCCCCAAAAUGCCUGACAAUUCAUAGGAGGGAAAGGUGGAAAAAAACAACUAAAGUUUCUCAUUUUAUAUAUAAUAUACAACUACAUUCAAACAAAAAUUGAUUUGA
This is a messenger RNA of Catharus ustulatus (Swainson's thrush), 5535 nucleotides long. RefSeq names its product putative ATP-dependent RNA helicase TDRD12. Gene Ontology annotation, molecular function: nucleic acid binding; ATP binding; metal ion binding. The record is from RefSeq and is a predicted model, not a curated record. Bases 68 to 4600 code for a protein of 1510 amino acids. Gene Ontology annotation, biological process: transposable element silencing; germ-line stem cell division. NCBI's taxonomy places the organism in Eukaryota, Metazoa, Chordata, Aves, Passeriformes, Turdidae. The transcript has 33 exons.